AAUCUCUCAUGUCAAACGAAAAAUAAUAACAUAACCUCAAAUAUUUCGUUAAAGUAAAUAAGAUGUUAAAAAGUAGAAUUUUCAAUUAUGUAAGCAAAAACUUUUCUACGCAAAAAGUUACAAAUAAUGUUACUCAUCAAAAUUCUUUUGAGACGGUAUAUUCAUUUCCGCAAAUUAAGUACAUAGCAAUUAUAAACAGACUGAAAAUAUAUCAUUUUUUGGGAACAGGUAUAGCUAUACCUAGUUGUGGAUUACUGGAAAUGAGUAAUGUUUUAUCGAGUAAUGCGUUUCUCGCGACAUCGUACGUAGGUAUAACUGGAGCUGCUGUUUUCUCACUGGCCAGUAUUCCAUUCCGGAAUUUGAUAGGCUUUUUAUACAUAAGUGAAGAUAAUAAAUCAAUAAAAAUUUCUUCCGUUGACUUCUGGGGGAGGCGGAAGGACAGAAUAAUAGAUGCAGAUGAUUGGAUUCCAUUAUAUGACAUGCCACCAAAAUUUACCGACCCACUAUUUCGCACACCACAGUUAUCUGAUGGUACAAAAUAUAAACUUGUUAUGAAGUAUGGUAAAAUAAUUAAUGCUACAAAAGUAGGUCAAGUUUUAGAAUAACUAAGAAAAUUGAUUUUAUAUAAGAUCUAUUUAUUACAGGAAUAAAAAGGACAAAAAAAACAAGCAAUAUUAAU
This is a messenger RNA of Papilio xuthus (Asian swallowtail), 679 nucleotides long. Its product is annotated as transmembrane protein 186. The coding region runs from base 63 to 605 and encodes 180 amino acids. The transcript is spliced from 2 exons. Gene Ontology annotation, cellular component: mitochondrion. The record is from RefSeq and is a predicted model, not a curated record. Lineage: Eukaryota; Metazoa; Arthropoda; Insecta; Lepidoptera; Papilionidae.